AUGCGUGAACGUAUGUCAACACACGAGAUUGUUCCUUAUGAGCAAUCACACGAUGAUACGAACUUCAUGAAGCAUGGGAAUUCUUCGUACCGUGAUACAGAGCUACAGCUGGAAGGAGGAGUGCGACAGAGUAAAAGAAUAGCAAGUGCUAUUGUCUCACCAGCUUUAUAUCCAUCAACCAUGGAAGAAAACGUUACCAUUCAUAGCAAGGGUGUGGCGCGAUCCUUAACUUUCUCGCCCCAAACAUCAGCUUUUGAGAGUGGUGGUGAGCAUGUUAUUGAAACACUAAGCGGCAUGGAGAUAAAAAUAUCUGACGAAGAUGAGAUGAUGGCAUGCGAGGAUGACUUAUUUGGUGAGGAGCUCAUGGAAUUAGAAGGACAGCCUCAAUCCUCCAUAGCCGAAACAACAUCAAAUACUAAAACAACUAAAAAGGAGACAAAACACUCUCAUGGUGGUUACAUGAGGAAUCCUCCAUUGGGGAUUAGGACAAAGAAACAAGAGUUCCUUCGCCAAGUCUCACCAUGUUUCAAAUAA
This is a messenger RNA of Eruca vesicaria subsp. sativa (arugula), 534 nucleotides long. Lineage: Eukaryota; Viridiplantae; Streptophyta; Magnoliopsida; Brassicales; Brassicaceae. The record is from the annotation of a GenBank genome assembly.